Messenger RNA from Miscanthus lutarioriparius, 1338 nucleotides. The record is from the annotation of a GenBank genome assembly. NCBI's taxonomy places the organism in Eukaryota, Viridiplantae, Streptophyta, Magnoliopsida, Poales, Poaceae.
AUGAGGCCGCCGGUGUUGCACCUGAUCGUGGGACUGGUGCUCUACCUGGUCGCCGAUGCGAUGACCGUGCCGGCUCUCGUCGACAAGGUCACCGCUGUGCUCUGCACCGCCGCCGACGGCAGAUCGUGCCCGGAGGCCAUCUACCUCACCGGCUUGGAGUCCUCGGUAGCAGGGAUUUUCAGAAUUAUAGGAUUUCCUUUCAUAGGCCAGCUAGCCGAUGAAUAUGGCCGGAAGCCUCUCCUCCUCCUCACUGCCUUCACCACCAUAAUCCCUUUUGCUGUGCUUGCGUGGAAUAAUUCAAGGACUGCUGUAUAUGUCUACCUUAUUCUCCGUUGUACCUUUUCAUUCUUGAUUGGUGAAGGAACCAUAUUGUUCCUUACGGUUGCAUAUACGGGAGAUGUGAUUGAGCCAUCAAAGAGGGUGGCUGCGUUUGGCAUCUUGACUGGAAUUGUCUCCGGUUCAAAUGCUCUGGGGGAUAUGUUUUCAAGGUUUCUGCCCGAGAAGUGGAUUUUUCAGGUGUCCGUUAUUUUGUUGACAUUUUCCGUCCUCUACAUGAAAAUAUAUCUCAUUGAGACAGUUCAAAGGGCUCCUUCUUCACCUUGUCAGCACAUGUACAUGCCGUUGUCAUCUUUGAUUGUAAGUUUACCGAAACAGCGUUGGGAAUCUAUCAAGGAGAACAUUAACAUAUUUAAAAACAGUGAACUACUCAGGCGAACCACGUAUGUUUGCUUCUUCUAUAAAUUGGGUAUUAAAGGCAUUAGCGAUGUCCAGUUGUAUUACUUAAAGUCAGUAUUUGGCUUCAACAAGGAUCAGUUCUCAGAGAUUCUAAUGGUCGUAGGCAUUGGAUCAAUCUUUUCUCAGAGCUUGAUCCUUCCAUUUAUUAGCCACAAAAUUGGAGAUAAAGGAAUUGUAUGUCUUUCACUACUCACAUCUGUUGCUUAUGCUUUGCUUUAUGGUGUUGCAUGGGCUUGGUGGGUUCCUUAUUUUAGCUCUUUAUUGGGCAUUAUUUAUGUGAUGGCCAAACCAGCUAUUUAUGCUAUCAUUUCUUUGGAAGUACUCGCAACUGAUCAGGGGAAGACCCAAGGUUUUAUCGCAACCGUAGAAUCUGUGGCCAGAAUGUUGGCACCACUUUUAAUGAACCCACUAACAUCUUACUUCAUUUCACAGGAAGCCCCCUUCAAUUGCAAAGGUUUCAGUUUCCUUGUGGCUGCUUUGGUUUUGGCUACCUCCUUGUGCUUUGCUUGGACACUUAAUCCCAAAAGCCAGGAUAAAUACCGAGAAGUUCCAAAUCCAAAUGACCCUGACGAGGAAGCAUUGCGAGAACCACUAUUAUCUUGA